Messenger RNA from Brassica napus (rape), 3153 nucleotides. RefSeq lists its product as uncharacterized. The record is from RefSeq and is a predicted model, not a curated record. Gene Ontology annotation, molecular function: RNA-DNA hybrid ribonuclease activity; nucleic acid binding. The transcript has a single exon. Bases 1 to 3153 code for a protein of 1050 amino acids. Lineage: Eukaryota; Viridiplantae; Streptophyta; Magnoliopsida; Brassicales; Brassicaceae.
AUGAAGAACUUCAUCACAAGCCUCACUGAUCCUGGUGGUGUGGAACAUACCUCAGAGGAGGCUAAAGGAGAGAUUGCUAUACAAUACUUCACAGAACUUUUCUCCACCUCCCAGCCCUCUGAUGCGUCUGAGCUUCUGCAAGAUUUCGCUCCAAAGGUGACAGAACAGAUGAACUCAAAGUUGACAAAACUUGUCACUGAUGCAAAGAUAAAAAGAGCUGUGAAAGCAAUCAAAAGUGAUAGCUCUCCUGGAGCAGAUGGCAUAACGGGGCAUUUCUUUCAAAACUUUUGGUCUAUCACGGGUCCGCAGGUUAUCAUAGAAGUUCAAAAAAUUUUCACAGAUGGAAUCAUUCCGCAGGACUGGAACUUCACUCAGCUAUGUCUACUCCCGAAGAAACCAAACCCAGUAUACAUGUCAGACCUGAGGCCGAUCAGCUUGUGUGCAGUAUCGUAUAAGAUUAUAUCUAACAUCUUAUGUGCAAGGUUAAAAGAGAUAUUGCCUUCUCUGGUAUCGCCUACACAAGGUGCCUUUGUAGCUGGGAGAUUGAUAUCAGAUAACCUACUGAUAACGCAUGAAAUGAUACAUGGUUUCAAAACCAAUCCAAACUGCAAAGGUGACUUCAUUGCUAUCAAAACUGACAUGUCGAAGGCUUAUGACAGAGUGGAAUGGAGCUUCCUGGAAGUACUGUUUCAGAGAAUGGGGUUUGCGGAGAGAUGGAUUCAGUGGAUCAUGCUUUGUAUUCGAUCGGUUUCUUAUACCAUACUUCUCAAUGGCCAAACGUAUGGAAGAAUCACACCAGAACGUGGCAUCCGUCAAGGGGAUCCAUUGUCACCUUUCCUCUUCAUAUUUUGUGCAGAGGCAUUGGUACAUGUGAUGAACAGAGCUGAGCUUCAAGGUAAUAUCACAGGAAUGAGACUAACACAAAGAUGCCCUUCUAUCCAGCAUUUACUGUUUGCUGAUGACAGUCUCUUCCUAUGCAAAGCAACACUGUCAGACUGCUCCAACUUUCUGCACUGCCUAGAGCUCUAUGGUAAAGCGUCAGGACAAGAAAUCAAUUUUCUUAAGUCAUCGGUGACGUUUGGAGCUGAUAUCGACCCUGUUAUGAAACGACUAAUUGCGGAACUGCUGGAGAUAGAGAAUGAGGGUGGAGCUGGUACUUAUUUGGGUCUACCAGAAUGCUUCAGUGGAUCAAAACAGAAGCUUUUAGCCUUUAUAGGCGAGAAACUUGGCAAAAGAUUUAGUGGAUGGUAUGCCAAAACGCUUUCCCUAAAGGAGGUUCUCCUUAAAUCUAUUGCUAUGGCCUUACCUGUCUAUGCUAUGUCAUGCUUCCGUCUAACGAAACAUCAUUAUCAAAAGAUAAUGAGCGCCAUGGCUGCGUUUUGGUGGAACGAGUGCAAUGAUAAGAGAAAGAUACACUGGAUAGCUUGGCCAGAUUUAUGCAAGCCGAAGGAGUUAGGAGGGCUCGGUUUUCGCGAUAUUGAAGAUUUUAAUCAAGCCUUGUUGGCCAAGCAAGCUUGGAAACUACUAAGCGAUCCACAAAGCCUACUAGCACAAGUCUACAAAGGGCGGUACUAUGCUAAUAAAGAGUUCUUGGAAUGUGGCAAAGGGUAUAGGCCAUCGUAUGCUUGGAGGAGUAUCAUUUUUGGUCGGGAACUAUUGCUUAAGGGGCUCACAAAAUCCAUUGGGAAUGGAAGAUCUACGCUGGUGUGGGGUGAUAAAUGGAUUAUGGAUGGGAUGCCUCGCCGUCCAGUUAACAGACAGACCUUCAUAGACAUUAAUCUUAAGGUGGACGCAUUACUUGAUGACACACGGAACUGGAAUAUUGAGACGCUGACAGAACUUUUUCCUCCCAAUGAAGUGGUCCGUAUCAGACAAAUAAUGCCAGGUGACGUUAAUGACAGCUUCAUAGACAUUAAUCUUAAGGUGGACGCAUUACUUGAUAACACACGGAACUGGAAUAUUGAGACGCUGACAGAACUUUUUCCUCCCAAUGAAGUGGUCCGUAUCAGACAAAUAAUGCCAGGUGACGUUAAUGACAUCUUUGUUUGGGCUUACUCGCAACAUGGUGCGUACACAGUCAAAACAGGAUACGACUUGAUAGUGCAAGGAAAAGUGGAGACAGCAGGCCAGAUCUCUCCACAAGAACUCACUCGGAUUGAGUUGAAGAAACGUGUCUGGAAAAUCCCCACAUUACCAAAAAUCAGAAUGUUCCUAUGGAGGGUUAUAUCAGGGGCUGUGGCUGUUGCGGAUAGGCUAAACUCCAGAGGGUUGGGAGUUGAUCCGUCUUGUAGACUCUGCAAUAAUGGAGCAGAAACUAUAAACCAUGUUUUAUUUCAAUGUACGACGGCUUCUCAAAUUUGGGCAGACGUGGGCGUAGCAUUGCCUGCAGGAGUUUUACAACACUCCCUGGAAGAGAAUGUGGCUUAUGUUUUUGAUGCAAUGCAGGACUUGAGCAAGACAGAGGCUGUACGACGCUCCAUCCCAUGGGUGCUAUGGUUAAUCUGGAAAAACAGGAACUCUGUUAUCUAUGCUCACAUCCAGGAAUCACUAGAGAGACUCUUACGAGUCAUGUUUGAAGAAGUGGAGCAAUGGUUCGAGCUAAACAAGGUCCAGCCCACUCGUACUGAUACGAACACGAGACUGGAGAGUGAUAAUAUAUGGAGGCCGCCUGAGGAUGGAGGAAUAAAGUGUAACAUUCAUGCUAACUGGAGGAAUGCUCACCUUCACAGUGGUGUGGCUUGGAUUGCAAGAGAUCAGAGGGGUAAUGUCUUAUACCACGCUCGUGAUGCGAUAACUCACGCACCUAAUCGUUUCGUGGCGGAGCUCCGAUGCGUGUUAUGGUCUUUAUCUAGCUUACGGGACCUUGGAGUAUCGAGAGUAACAGUUGUUGUGGAUUAUCAUGAAGUAAUAGAAGCUCUGAAGAAGCCUCAACAAUGGCCUAGAUACAGAAUUUUGUUGGAAAAAAUCAGAAACCUCAAGGAAGAGUUUGACAGUUUAGACUUUGACGAGGAAAAGAUCUUAACCAACAGAAUCGCUAGAGACAUUGCGAAGAGUGUGCUUAGAGAUGGAAGAUUUCAAUCAUAUCUAGCCUUGGGAGGACCUUCCUGGCUUCAUGAUCGGAUCGCUAGAGAAACAAUCAGAAGCGACGUUUGA